AUGCAUUCUUCUCAGACGGACACUGGACCUCUGAUCUCGCCUAUACCUGGUCAUAGAGAUCUCCAGUCAGUUCUGAACGAAUAUGGCUUGGAGUUUACUCCAGAUGGCCAAUUGAUUCGCUGGUCUGCUUCGAAUAAGAAUCAUCCACGAAAUUGGACUCUGGGACGAAAGAUCUAUGACAGUCAUAUGAUUAUCUUUUUGGAUCUGUUUACGUACAGUACUGCAGCCGAUCAUGCACAGCAUGAAUUCGGGAUCGGACAUACAUUCUCGAUUUUUAUCUUCGUCUCUCUAUAUAUGAUUGGCCAAGCCACCGGGGGAAUCAUCUUUCCAUCCUAUUCUGAGGCCUUUGGUCGGAAGAAGCUCUACAUAAUCAGCACGGCUCUAUAUAGUAUCUUCUGCGUUAUCGUGGGGGUAGCUCCAUCUAUCACAGCCGUGGCCAUCAGUCGUCUAAUAUCGGGGAUCUUGUCAGCAAUGCCAACGAUCGUUGUGGCCGGUAGUAUUGAAGACAUGUUCAAUUCUAGAGACCGAGUUUGGUUGAUCUUUCUAUGGGCCAUGGUCGCAAAUAUUGGUCUUUGUAUGGGCCCUAUAAUGAGCACUUACAUCACUGCACAUCUUGGUUGGCGCUGGGUCUUUUACAUCGCUGCAAUUGUCAUGGCAGUUCUCACUGCAUUCAUUUCUUGCAUACGCGAGUCGCGGCCAUCACUUCUUCUCGUGCGCGAGGAAUGUGGUAUCGCAACCCUAACCGCUUUGAACCCAGAUCAUACACCUGAUCUUAAGACAUGGGCUCGCCUUUCUCUAUUUCGUCCGAUCGAGCUUUUCUUUACAGAGCCCAUCGUCUGCAUGGUUGCGACUAUAAGUGCUGUCGCCUUUGCCUUGAUCUAUAUGUUCACUGAAGCCCUGCCGCCGGUGUAUCAAUCCAUGGGGUUCUCCGAGACCUCCUCCUCUCUUCCAUUCCUGGCAAUCAUCAUCGGGCUGAUAUUGGGGCUUUUCACGCGUAUCCAGGAUCAUCGUAUGAUUUCAAAGUAUGACAAGGAGGGUCUACCGUUGGAGCCUGAGCAUAAGCUUCUUGGAUUUUGUAUCGGCGCACCCAUGUUUGCUGCGGGGCUCUGGUGGUUUGCUUGGACUAUACCUCCCCUCGUGGAGAAUGUGCAUUGGAUUGUGUCUACCGCUUCGUUGGUGCUUAUUGGGUAUGCUAUCAAUGAAUUUGAUGCUGUGCUGGCGGGGUAUUUGGCGGAUAGUUACUUGAGCUUUGCGGCAAGUGGUUUUGCGGCUUUAUCGCUUGUUCGGUCUUUAAUGUCGGGUGCUUUCCCAUUAUUUGCGACACAGAUGUUUGAUGGACUUGGGGCGAAUGUUGCUGCUUCUGUUUUGGCAGCGUUGGCAACUGUGUUCUGUAUUGUGCCUCCGCUGUUCACUCGUUACGGAAAGAAGAUUCGGGCGAGGAGUAAGUUUGCUCGGUAUAGUCUACAGGUUUACGAGGAAAAUGGCGUUGAUAAGAAUGGGUAUUGA
Messenger RNA from Penicillium pulvis, 1506 nucleotides. RefSeq lists its product as uncharacterized. The record is from RefSeq and is a predicted model, not a curated record. Gene Ontology annotation, biological process: transmembrane transport. Bases 1 to 1506 code for a protein of 501 amino acids. NCBI's taxonomy places the organism in Eukaryota, Fungi, Ascomycota, Eurotiomycetes, Eurotiales, Aspergillaceae. Gene Ontology annotation, molecular function: transmembrane transporter activity. The transcript has 5 exons.